GGCAUUGUCUGUUUGAUUCGAUCCCUAGCGAUUUUUUUGGCUUUGUUUUCGUCACCAGCAAGUGGUUUUGUUCGUUACUCCCUUCAAUUUUAAUUUCACAUCCCAAACAUAGCAAAUGACAAAGCGACGAGUGACUGCAGCGUCGACAAUAGGCGACGACAUGAGCAUACGGUACCCGCAUGCGUUCACCAGUAUGAGCAUUAGUCCCUACAACCGCGAUGUAGUAGCCGGUGUGACAUGGUGUCCCAGCACACAGCAGCACAGCUGGGUUGGGACGACAGUGAACCAGACGCUGCUGAUAUACGACCUAGCACACACUAGCAGCACGCCAUUCCGCGAUAUUGCCUGGGCGCCUAAGAUUCCAUCAUGGAUUGGUACGGCGUCGAUAGACCCGAUUAUCAAGAUCUGGGAUGUGCGGCAGGACCAGAAGCCCAUGUGGUACUACUCGGAGUGGGAGUCGGUGGAUUUGUUGGCGUUUAGCAACACGGAGAUGACGAAGCUGGCGUCAGUGCAUCGCAACAAGAUCGCAGUGCAGACAGUGGACAAUGCACAUAUGGACGACAUCACCAGUAUCUGCUGGCACCCAUGGGAGAGCAACAUUCUGCUGACAGGCAGCCAGGACAAGACCGUCAAGAAGCUAAGGCUCGACGGCAGCAGUGUGUCGGAAGUAUACACGCACACAUUCCCAUACGAGGUCAUGAACGCAAAAUUCACGCCGUUCGGCGAGGGGGUACUGGUCAAGCUCAAGGCGCCUGACAACAACAUGCUGCUGGCGCGCGACAACGAGCAGAUGGAGAUUGUGCACAGGUUUGUCGGCCACACAGACCGCGUGCUGGCAUCUGAGUGGCGGUCGCGCGGCGAGAUCCGCAUGGACGACGGCAGGAAAAUCGAUACGCGGGAAUUCCAGCUAGUGUCGUGGGGCCGCGAUGAGGUGCUGCGCAUGUGGUCCGUCAACGACAAGACCGUGGAGUCAGUCGGUAGCCACCCGGACCGAGGGGCACGUCAGAGUCUGGGCAAUCCAGUCCCUUCGUUCUCGGCCAAUUUCCUGGGGCCCGACCAGCUCCUGCACUUGAUGGACCAGAAAAUACUGCCGCGCGAGCUUCUCCAGGCAGUGGCAAAGAAGGCAGACCUGCGCGGCGCCGCAACGUUCCAUGAGUUCAUGAGCAAGGAAAAUUUGCUCGACUCUCAUAUGCACAAUACAGACAGGUCUGGCAGGCUCGGCACCCAGGCUGCGGCAGCUCAGAGCCAACUUCACAGUAGCGACGACGAUGACGAUGACUUCGAGACCGGGUAUAGAGGCAGCACUUCGGUUGCUUCGUGGCGGGAAGAGGUCUACGCGAUCAUCAACGAAAAGUACUCACGAUCAGGCACAAUCGUGAACUCGGAUGUAUCGGUGGACGCCCGGCGGUGCAUCCUUACCAUCGGCGUACCAUGGCUGACCAGCGACACCCUGCGCGUCAGGCUUGAUUUCCCCACAUACUACCCGCAAAGCCCGCUGCAUGUCGAGAUCCAAAAGGCGGGACUCGUCUACGGAAACCGCGACACGAUGCAGAACCGGCUGCGCAAGCCAGCCCUAGAGCAGUGCCUGUACACCCUAGUCUCUCUGUACAUUGCGGCAGUGCAAGACGUAGGCCGUCUGCCAUCCCCGCCAUCCCCGCUUGUGCCCGACACAGAUGGAUUUGACGAUGCCCAGGGCAGGCUGGCCAUGCAUGCGGAGAUGCCCAGGCACCUCAAGAGCCGCCUGACCCGCCGUAGCCUGAGCCGGGACACCAAGGAGUCGCCGGAUAUUGGCGCCCGCAGCAUUUCGCCCGGACGGCUAUCGGACGACAACAACUCUGUGCUGUCUGCCAACCGCGACGACAUGGGCGAGUAUUCCGAUCGACGACGACUAUGACCUGCCCGGAUUCGACGAUGA
Molecule: messenger RNA, 1915 nt
Organism: Linderina pennispora
Lineage: Eukaryota; Fungi; Kickxellomycota; Kickxellomycetes; Kickxellales; Kickxellaceae
Product: WD40 repeat-like protein
Exons: 8
Coding region: 161-1894 (577 amino acids)
Molecular function (GO): protein binding
Source: RefSeq, a predicted model, not a curated record